CCUUGGGUUCCAGGCAGCUCGUCCGCCAGCUACCGCCGCCGCGUGUCGCCGCCGUCACUUCCCGUCGCGCUUGGGUGCGAGCCGCAGCAGCAGGCCGGAUACGGGAUGGGGAACAAGGAGGAGGAGGAUGAGGAGGAGCAGGAGGAGGAGGAGGAGGAGGAGCGGGCGAUAGAGGGCCUCCCCAACCACCUCCUCCGGGAGGAGAUCCUGUCGCGGGUGCCGUACCAGUCUCUGUGCCGCUCAAGGUGCGUGUCCACGGCGUGGUUCGUUCUCUGCUACGACCCCGCCGUCCUCAGGAGGUCGCCCCAGACGCUCUCCGGCUUCUUCGGCCUCUCCGGCAGCGGCAACAACGGCUUCAUUAACCUAUCCGGAAAAGGCCAGCCGCUGGUCGACCCCUCUCUCCCUUUCUUGUGCGAGCACAAGUACGUGUACGUCUGUCUCCUAGACUGCUGCGCCGGCAUUCUCCUCUGCCAAGGCUGGAAUCAGGCCACCAAACGCUCGGAAUACGUCGUGUGCAACCCUGCCACCGAGGAGAUUUGGGCUGCGGUGAGUGUGCCUCACACGCAAGAGAAGGGGGCUCCGCGACACUACACCUUCUGCUUGUGUUUCGACCCCGCCGUACCUCACCGUUUUGCAGUAUUCAUCUUCAUUCCUGGUUUCUACGACAUAAGUAUGGUAGAGGUAUACACAUCGGAUACCCGAAAAUGGACUUCCAUGCCGAGCGGAUGGGGUGAAUGGAUUCGGGUGUUUGGUGGCGAAGGAUAUGUUUUCUUAAAUGACACUCUGCAUUUCAUUGCCUAUGAUUCCGAGGAGGACACAUUUGACUCGGAUGGGGUCACAACACGCUCGAUAGUUACCAUAGACACGUCUGGCAAUACGUGGAGGAAAAUUCCACAACCGCCCAAAGUUGAUUUUACUUUUAUCGGGCAAUCUCUGGGGUGCUUAUAUGGUAUGCAGAUAGAUCAUGGUAACGGUUGUCUGCUAUCAGUUUGGGCUCUUGAGAACUAUGCUAGUGGACAGUGGACCUUAAAGCACACUGCCAGCAUUUUGGAGCUGCUAGAAAGGCCUUGUCUAGAGCACGGUGAGCACUACACCUUGGUUGCAAUCCAUCCGGAACAGAACCUAAUUUUCCUUAGUGGAGGGGUGGAAUCGGAACAGACACUUAUGUCGUAUGAUAUGGAUACCCAGAAAUUGCAUAGUAUCUGCACUCUUGGAGACUAUGGUAUGGUAAACCUUCAGCCAUACGUUCCCUGUUUUGCGGAACGGCCAUCUGAUGCUCAGUGAAAUUUGGAGGGGCCGGCUUCGUAUUUGCCAAGUUGGCAUGGCUCCGGUGCGGUCAGGAAACUCAGCUGUUGGGUUGGGUCAUAUAUACCUUCUAGUUUCCAGCCAUGGAUUACAUAAGUCCUUCAUCUACUCGAAGCUUGUAAGCCAUCCUUUCGUGUGUAAUGCAGUUAUAUGACUAUCAAAUUUGGUUAUCAUCUGCUGGUGUACAGUUGCAUUCCUUUUCGUGGUUGUCAACAGUGAUGUUCAACCACCGAAGCUUGUAAGCCAUCCUUUCGUGUGUAAUGCAGUUAUAUGACUGAACCUAGUCACAUAAAACUCUUUCCUUCAUGUAAUAAUUGUCGUCGUCACUUGUUA
This is a messenger RNA of Triticum dicoccoides, 1638 nucleotides long. RefSeq lists its product as uncharacterized. Lineage: Eukaryota; Viridiplantae; Streptophyta; Magnoliopsida; Poales; Poaceae. The transcript is spliced from 2 exons. Gene Ontology annotation, molecular function: protein binding. The record is from RefSeq and is a predicted model, not a curated record. The coding region runs from base 106 to 1284 and encodes 392 amino acids.